GCCCAGUGUGAAAGAAAUAUUAGUAUUUGGUAACAAUUAGUUAUCAUUCUCUGUCUCUUAAAGUUGGUGGGUGGGAUAUUGGUGAAAGAUAUUUUUACUUUGUAAAUUCUGUCUUUGAAGUUUUAUUGAAACAAUGUCACAGCUUCUCCGCCGUCUCACCAAACUCUCGUUCCGGAACAAGGAUGUAAUUAAACAGAGGAGCGUUCGUUUGUUUUCAACCAGUCCUUGUUUGGCACUCGGCUUCGUUUGGGAUGAUGCUUUGGGUUUGGUAGAAGGUCGCAGCUACAUCGGAAAAGUCCUCUUUUUUGAUCCGGCCAAGAAAGAGAUACUCGAGGUCCCCGAGAAAACAGUUCCGCAAGAGCUAUUUAACUCGAAACUGAUUGGAGCUUCACAAGGAUGGGGAUUUUUAUCUGAACAGUCCAAUCAUAACUCUGUACAUAUCAGCCACCUUUUUAACCAUCUGGCUGAUUCCAAAUCAAACACCAAGAAGAAGAUGAUGAUUCCUCUGCCUCCGCUUAAUAGUAUUAUGCUCUAUGGUCAAACCAAAGUGGUUUGGAACGUGGCAAUGUCUUCCUCUUCCCCUCAUGAGGAAGAUUGUGUGGUGGCUAUCAAGUUCUUUGGUAGGCAACUGAGUAUGUGCAAGCCUGGUCGUGACCUCUCUUGGACUAACAGACUAAUCCCUUUCGACUGCUCCUCCGAGAACUCAAAUCUCAUGUAUUCAAAGAGAGAUCAAAGGUUCUAUUUGCCUGCCCCUGGAGGCAAAUACUUGUGCUCUUGGGAUCUCCACUCCAAUAACAACGACCCUAAGUUCAACGAGUUGGUGUUUCAUAACCUUCCCCAGUUGCCACACUACGCUUGGGAGGUGUUAGAUUCUUGUAUCAGGGAGGACCACUGGGUGGAGUCACCUUGCGGUCAAAGUUUCCUUGUCAAAUGGUAUUCACGUAUAGGAAACAAUGACGUGAUGGAGAUGUUUCUGGUGUUUAGAGAGGAGGAGGAGGACCAAGUCACAUCAAAAGGAACAAGAAACAUGUGUUUCACACAAGACAUUGGAGAUCUUUGUAUCUUCCUUUCAAAGAACGAUCCUUUUUGCGUUGCCGCAAGCUCUUGCCCUGGUCUCAUUCCCAACUCCAUCUACAUGAUGGGAAAUUGCUUAACUGUUUGUUCUCUCACCGACGGAACUCUCGGUAGUUUUGAUCCUCCCAAAGAGAUGCCUUUCUCCCACUUCUGGAUUCCUCCAUUUUCUGUCUAGUUCGUUGGUUGUUGUGUUUGCGUUUGGAUUUGCUAUGAUUUUAUGUUCCUUUGACUUGUGUUAUUUAGUUUAUUUAUGUCACUUUUAAUCCUCUAUAAUAUUGGCCAACA
Raphanus sativus (radish) is the source of this 1359-nucleotide messenger RNA. RefSeq lists its product as uncharacterized. The transcript is spliced from 3 exons. Bases 134 to 1249 code for a protein of 371 amino acids. The record is from RefSeq and is a predicted model, not a curated record. Lineage: Eukaryota; Viridiplantae; Streptophyta; Magnoliopsida; Brassicales; Brassicaceae.